AUGAUUGCUUUUCAUACAACUGACUUGAUAUUUUUUAUUAUUCGUUUGAGUCUUGUAAGUUAUGAUAUUUCGAAAGGCGUUCCUGAUACAAUGGGUUUUCUUAUACCUAUUCUAUUAUUUGAUUUAAUUGGAUCAAUUCCAAUAAUAAUAUGUAAUAUCUUUUAUGUAAUUAUGCGUCAUUGCAUUAGGCAACUAAUCCCCAAAGAAACAUCUUUGGAAUGUUUAUGGCGUUUUGGAACAAUGACAUGUAUUCGACUCAAGUGUCAUAAUGAUCGUCCACAAGCUAUUUUACUGAUGCGUGUUGUUUUCAUCAUUUGUUCUUUUAUCUUAAGAUUUAUUUGUUUUGUUAUUGGUGCUUCUUGUUCUGCUCAUUUUAAAUCACUAUGCACUGCCUAUGUUGUCAUUGCCGCCAUUGCACUAGUAUUAUCUAUAUUGGCUAUGAUAGCUGAAUUUAUUCAUUAUUUUCGUUUAUGGACUUACAAUCCGACUGAUACAGGAAAUACAAUAAAUAGAAACGCUGUGUUUAGUACCAGUAUAAAGCAGCGAAUAGAAAAAACUCAUCGACAUCAUCUUGGUUUUAUUCAUCAUUCAUUAUUAAAUGAUCAAAAUGCCGACAGAUUUCGACAUUCAAGAUGUGGAAAUGGAAUUAAUUGUGAUUCUCGCAGUCUUCGUCAUCAUUUAUUGUAUCAUACACUUGAAGCUGAACAUGAUAUAGAUUUAGAAAACUUAUCAGAUGAUGAAAAAAAAUCUUUUAUUGCUUUCUAUGAAACAACUACAGAAGAGGCCUUAGAUAUUGCUCAAAAUGGAUUUCCUUAUGGAGAUGCUACUGAUAAAAAGAGUAAAGAUUAUUUACACCUCAAACAGAAUAUUUUCUUUACACGUUCAUGUAAAAGAGAAAAUGCUUCGCCUGCAAAAGCGAUUAUAUGUGUUCGACUCAAUUUAGGACGACUAGUGACGAUGCGUGACGAUGGUAAAUUGCUGCUUAAUGAUUAUUUUGGAUUCGGUGAUGGAAAAUGUGACACAAUUUACGUUAAAAAGACAGGUCGAUUUUAUCUUCGAAUGCCAGACCAAAUUGAAAAAUGGAUUGUUGCAAUUAAUGCUGAUGUUAAAGUCAAUGACAAUCUAGAUGGAAAAUUUUAUGAACAUUGUGCUUAG
Messenger RNA from Rotaria sp. Silwood1, 1155 nucleotides. The record is from the annotation of a GenBank genome assembly. Lineage: Eukaryota; Metazoa; Rotifera; Eurotatoria; Philodinida; Philodinidae.